Molecule: messenger RNA, 677 nt
Organism: Colias croceus (clouded yellow)
Lineage: Eukaryota; Metazoa; Arthropoda; Insecta; Lepidoptera; Pieridae
Exons: 4
Coding region: 73-651 (192 amino acids)
Source: RefSeq, a predicted model, not a curated record
ACAUCCUGCUUGAAACGAACAAUGGAAGAAGGGUGCUAAUCGAGAGUAUUAGGGCAUUUGGUUAUUGUUACAAUGAAAUUACAGAGCGAUUUGUGUAAAAAUGUAUUAGUCGUAGUUUUCUUUACGACAGUCGUUUGUGCUAAAAAUUCAGAUGAAUCUAAUAAGCCUGAUAUUGCUAGGACUGGUAAAACGAAACGACAAAAGAUGGUACAAAACUCUGCUGUAGGAACUUUAUCAAAUGUUAUAACUCAAAUUCAAAAUUUACCAAACAUGGACCUCGGAAGAAGAUUCCAAACGCCUUGCAAGACUGGUAAUAAAUGUGGAAAGGUAAUUAAACGUCUAAUGGUGCCAAAAUUAGCUCAAUUGGAGAACACAAUAAUGGGGAUAAUGAAGGAGCUAUCAAAAAUGCCGCCGGGAUCCCGCCUUCCGGAUAAAUAUACUAAAACAGAACCCAUCAAGUUACUUUUGGAUCAGAACUACAAAGAGGACGUCUGCAUGGACAAACUGGAAUCUUGCUUGAAGGAAGAUAAGCGACGAAAGCGUAUUUUAAAGAAGCUUUUCUUCAAGAAAUAUAACUCCAUACGCCAGGAGUUGAUCGGUUAUGGCGGCAGGAGGCUUUGGGGCGGUGAAGGGAAUUUGUUCUAUAGAUAGUUGAAAUAAAGAUUAAAAUUAUAAAA